AUGCCCCUCUACGAGGGGAUCGCCAUGGGCGUGCUCGUUCAGCCCAUGGCGUCGCGCGCCGCCAGCGCGGUCUAUGCCUUCAUCGCGUUCUCUAAGGACGUUGUGGCUGGCGACGAGGGCAGCAUCUAUAUCGAGGUCUGCAUCGGCCUUGGGGAGACGCUGGCCUCAGCGAGUGAGCCUGGAACGCCAUACCGCCUGGUGGUGCAAAAGGAGCCGCCGAACAAGGUCAGCGUCCGCUCCCUGGCCAGCUUCUCCCACGCCCUGCACGACGCUCCCGGCGGGCCUCGCCGCGUCCGUGUGGACUAUUCCGAGGAUCGCCUGAGCACUGAUCUCGCCUUCCUGGAGGGGCUGGGUCGGGACGUGGCGGCGGUCGCUGCCAAGGUCGAGCAGGGCUACGGCGUACCGAUGGACAUGGAGGGACUCGUCCUCGAGGAUUGGCGGCGGCGGGCGAGAGGUGCACCUCGUGCAGGCCCGCCCCAUCGUGGAGGGCUAGUGCGCCCGGUGCCGCUGGGGUCGUGCACGCGGGUACCUCGGCGAGAGCGCCGCUGCCGCCGACCAGCGCCGCAACAGUCAGGCCUUUGGCUAGCGCCACCACGGUACCCUUGA
Messenger RNA from Prorocentrum cordatum, 606 nucleotides. Lineage: Eukaryota; Dinophyceae; Prorocentrales; Prorocentraceae. The record is from the annotation of a GenBank genome assembly.